Drosophila miranda is the source of this 1036-nucleotide messenger RNA. RefSeq lists its product as uncharacterized. The transcript has 2 exons. NCBI's taxonomy places the organism in Eukaryota, Metazoa, Arthropoda, Insecta, Diptera, Drosophilidae. Bases 172 to 906 code for a protein of 244 amino acids. The record is from RefSeq and is a predicted model, not a curated record.
AGCAAAAUCAGAGCAAAAUCAUUGCAAAAGGAAGAAGAAGAACAGACGCCGGACUGGGGGUGGGGGUGGAACAGCUGUUCGUCUGAAACGGCAUCUGGACACCGGCGUCUUCAGGAUUCUGGCGUCUGGUGCGAUGGAAAGACCGUGGAGAACGUGCGGGAGCCGUGGGUAAUGGGGCCUGCUCCACCGCCUGUACCUGUGCCUGCCGCCUUCCUGGUGUUCUCUCGACCGAGUACAGCGACGGGAACGGAACCACGACGACGAGCGAUACCCUUCAAGGAUGUGGGCGAUGCGCACGCCCUGGACGUGUCGGUGGCGGAGAGGCGCAUCUACUGGACUCAAUGGCUCCUAUGUGCAGCGGAUCGUGGACUCGGGUCUGAUUGGGCCGGACGGCAUCCGAUGGUCCGAUGCGGAGGUUCGUCUCAUCGAGGUCGCCCGCCUGGAUGGCAGCAGUCGGCCCCGGUCCCUGGUCCUCGAGCCGCGCCGCGGCUACAUGUACUGGACAGAGUCGCCUUCGGACUCCAUACGGCGUGCCACGAUGGACGGAUCCGAGCUGCAAACCAUCGCGGCGGGAGCCAACUAUGCGGCCGGGCUCACAUUCGACCAGGAGACUGGGAUGGUAAGAAGCACCCGAUACUGGUUUGCAGCGACACCGAUGAGCCGUACGCGGUUUCCCUGUAUCAGGACUACGUGUACUGGAGCGACUGGAACACCGGCGACAGUGACCUGGUGCAACGACCCAUUAUUAUGCCAAUCAAACACACAAAAAAGGGAAAGCGAAAGUACCGCCAAAGGGGUUCCGCCCACAACAGCAGCAGGGGUCUAACAAUCUUCAAAUUGUUGCAAUUGACCCCCAGAUCUGCCGGCAGAUCUGUGGGUGGAAGACGCAGACACAGACCGACCUGACUGACACUUAUCACCUCCCUCUCACAGUAAACGUGACUGCAGCCAGUGGCAGAAGCGAAUGAAAACAAAUAAUCAUGCCAGGCCAGACAGGGCAGGAGAAUGUUGAGGGGAGGAGAGGAGAGCUGCAGGG